Sphenostylis stenocarpa is the source of this 2415-nucleotide messenger RNA. The record is from the annotation of a GenBank genome assembly. Lineage: Eukaryota; Viridiplantae; Streptophyta; Magnoliopsida; Fabales; Fabaceae.
AUGGCGCCUCGUUCAUUCCUACUCGCCCUGCUGAGUCUUCUCCUGACUCAGUCCGAGUCCGCGCCGCAACCCUUCAGGAGAGAAACCGGCCACCCUCAGUGGCACCACGGCGCCUUCCACGACGUCCGCGACAGCGUCCGAUCCGAUGUCCGCCGCAUGCUCCAUUCUCGCGCUGAGGUUCCGUUUCAAGUUCCGCUCGAAGUGAACGUGGUUCUGAUUGGUUUCAACGGAGACGGAGGUUACAGAUACAAUAUCGAUGCGCAUCGAUUGGAACAGUUUCUCAAAACUAGCUUUCCAGCUCACAGACCUUCGUGUCUAGAGACUGGGGAGCUACUUGACAUUGAGCAUCACAUGGUCUAUAACGCGUUUCAUGCUGGGCAACCUGAACUGAUAGCGCUUGAGAGAGCACUGAAAGAAGCAAUGGUUCCUGCAGGAAAAGCAAGAGAGACUGAAUUUGGAAGGGAGAUUCCUUUGUUUGAAGUUGAAGCAACUGAUGUGGAGCCAGUAUUUCAAAGGCUGUACUCCUACAUAUUUGACAUGGACAGUGUGGGAUCUUCUGUCACGGAGAUGGAUAGACCAGUGCCAAGUGCAAUAUUUAUUGUAAACUUUGACAAGGUGAGACUAGAUCCUAGAAAUAAGGAAAUUGAUCUUGAUGGUUUAAUGUAUGGGAAAAUUCCUGACCUAACUGAGGAAGAUAUGAAAAGACAAGAAGGAGAUUACAUCUAUCGUUAUCAUUACAAUGGUGGGGGAGCAACUCAAGUUUGGCUAAGCUCUGGCAGAUUUGUGGUGAUUGAUCUUUCAGCAGGGCCUUGCACUUACGGCAAGAUUGAAGCUGAAGAAGGAAGUGUCUGUACUAGAACCUUGCCUAGAUUACGAAAUGUGAUUCAUCCUGAUAGGUUGAUGAGCACAACUUCUCAACAAUCAAGCAAUGAUAUUUUUCUUGGGCAGCUUGCUUCUUUGGUAUCAACCACGGUGGAACAUGUUAUUGCACCUGAUGUGAGGUUUGAAACUGUUGAUCUUACUUCAAGAUUGCUUAUACCGAUAAUGGUGUUGCAAAAUCAUAAUCGAUACAACAUUAUGGAAAAGGGCCAUAAUUACAGUAUUGACAUAGAAAAAAUUGAAGCAGAGGUGAAAAGUAUGCUUCAUGAUGGGCAAGAAUUAGUAAUUAUUGGGGGUGCUCAUUCACUACAUCGUCAUGAGAAGCUGGCAAUUGCUGUUUCAAAAGCUAAGCGUGGACAUUCCCUGCAGGAAACCAAGAAUGAUGGCCGUUUCCAUGUUCAUACCAAGACAUAUCUGGAUGGUGCUAUUUUAAAAGAAGAGAUGGAACGUUCUGCUGAUGUGCUUGCUGCCGGAUUGCUUGAAGUUGCUGACCCAUCUCUUUCGAGUAAAUAUUUCCUCCGCCAGAAUUGGAUGGAUGAAUCUGAAGAGUCAACUGAUUCUAUUCUUAAGCAUAAGCCUCUCUGGGCUUCAUAUAACUCAAAAUAUGGCAAGAAAAGGAGAAAGAAAGUAAAGAAACAAGGGGAUCUACAACCAACUUAUGGAACUAGAGUAGUUCCUGUCUUUGUGCUAUCACUGGCGGAUGUGGAUCCAAACCUUAUGAUGGAGGAUGAAAGUAUGGUAUGGACAAGCAAUGAUGUAGUAAUUGUGCUUGAGCAUCAAAAUGAAAAGAUUCCUUUGAGUUACGUUUCAGAAACACAUAGAAGGCAUGCUAUUCCAUCUCAGGCACAACGUCAUAUAUUGGCUGGUCUUGCCUCAGUUGUAGGUGGUUUAAGUGCACCAUAUGAAAAGGCUUCUCAUGUACAUGAAAGACCUGUUGUAAAUUGGCUUUGGGCGGCUGGUUGCCAUCCAUUUGGACCGUUCUCUAAUACUUCUCACAUCAGUCAAAUGCUCCAAGAUGUUGCUUUGAGGAACUCAAUAUAUGCCCGUGUGGAUUCUGUACUUCAUAAAAUUCGUGAUACAUCAGAGACUGUGCAAACAUUUGCAGCAGAGUAUCUGAAAACUCCCCUUGGUGAACCAGUAAAAGGGAAGAAAGAAAAGUCAAGCACUGAAUUGUGGUUAGAGAAGUUCUACAAGAAAACUGCUAAUUUGCCGGAACCCUUCCCACAUGAAUUAGUUGAUCGCUUAGAAAAAUAUCUUGAUGGCCUGGAGGAGCAGCUUGUUGAUAUGUCUUCACUGUUAUAUGAUCAUCGGUUACAGGAUGCCUACUUGAACAGUUCAGAUAUUCUGCAGAGCACCAUGUUCACCCAACAAUAUGUUGAUCAUGUCUUGGCCACCGAGAGGGAAAAUAUGAGAUGCUGCAAAAUUGAGUACAAAUAUCCCGUCCACUCCUCUCAAACUUAUAUAUAUGGGGGAAUACUUAUUGCUGGAUUCGUUGUGUACUUUGUUGUAAUUUUCUUCUCAAAUCCGGUGCGCUGA